ACGUGACGCGCGGAGGGGCCGGCGCUGGCUGGCUGAGCUGCUGCGGCGGCUUUUGCGGGCGGCUUUCCCGGCCCCCACUCCCCCUCCCUUGCCAUGUCGACUCCGCCGCUGUAAGGAGUCUGGGACGCUGCCCUGCCGACAGGUGCUGGGAGGCCUGAGCCGAGGGGACGAGGGUCAAGCCUUCUGAGGCCGCAGGCAGAGUGGAGAGCUGAGGGGCCUGAAAAUCUGUGAAGAAAUUAUGGAAAACAUGAAAAUCUCACAAGAUUCAAAGGCAAGGAGUGAUUACAGUCUGAGUUGAGCUUCCCAUUUGAAAAGAAGAAUGGCUGUGUUCAGGCAGUUUACACUUCUUCUCUGGAAGAAUUACACCUUAAAGAAGCGGAAGAUUGUAGUAACAAUCUUGGAAGUUCUCCUGCCAUUGCUAUUUUCUGGGAUACUAAUUUGGCUUCGCCAGAAUAUUCACUCAGAAAACAUUCCCAAUGCUACCACAUACCCUGGCCAGUCCAUCAAUGACCUGCCCUUGUUUUUCAACUUUCCUCCCCCCGAAGAUACAUGGGAGUUGGUUUAUGUUCCUUCCAACAGUGAAGCUGUGAAGACUAUCACUGAGAUGGUGAAAAAGACUUUGGUCAUCGAUAUGAAAGUUCGUGGCCUUCCCUCAGAAAAGGACUUUGAAGAUUACAUUAAGUUUAAUAAUCACUCUUACAAUGUUCUGGCUGGUAUUGUGUUUGAACACGACUUCAGUCAUUACAAGGAGCCCCUGCCACUUGAGGUUAAGUACCACCUGCGCUUCAGUUACUUUCGGAAGAAUGAUAUGUGGGCUGGGAUGACUCUCUUUUUUCCAAAAGAGAUUGAAGGAUGGCAUACUACUUCUCUCUUUCCACUCUUCCCGAAUCCAGGACCCAGGGAACCCUCAUUCCCUGACGGAGGAGAACCUGGGUACAUCCGAGAAGGAUUCCUGGCUGUUCAGCAUGCUGUGGAUAAAGCCAUUAUGCAAUACCAUGCAGGUGCCGCCACAACCAAACUGUUUGAGAAGGUCACCAUCAUUGUGAAGAGGUUCCCGUACCCGCCAUUCAUUUCUGACUCUUUUCUGGUUGCCAUCCAAUACCAGCUCCCCUUACUGCUCAUGCUGAGCUUUACUUAUUCCACACUCACCAUCACCCGUGCCAUUGUGCAAGAAAAGGAGAGAAAACUGAAGGAGUACAUGCGUAUCAUGGGACUCAGCAACUGGCUUCACUGGAGUGCCUGGUUCCUCACAUUCUUCCUACUCCUACUUUUUACUGUCUUCUUUAUGACUGUGAUUUUCUGCGUCAAGGUGGAAGAGGACAUUGCAGUGAUUACCAACAGUGAUCCGACUUUGGUGUUCAUCUUUUUGAUGUGUUUUGCCAUUUCUUCCAUCUCCUUCAGUUUUAUGGUCAGCACCUUCUUCAAUAAAGCCAAUUUGGCAGCUGCCAUAGGAGGUUUCCUCUAUUUCUUUACGUAUAUUCCUUAUUUCUUCAUUGGUCCUCGAUAUAACUGGAUGACGCUCAACCAAAAGUUAUCUUCCUGUCUUUUCUCAAAUGUUGCUAUGGCAUUAGGAGCCCAGCUCAUUGGAAAGUUUGAAGCAAAAGGAAUGGGAAUCCAAUGGAAAUAUCUCAUGAAAUCAGUAAAUGUUGAUGAUGACUUCACUUUUGGGCAUGUGCUGAUAAUGCUGCUAUUUGAUUCUGCCUUCUAUGGCUUGGUGACUUGGUAUGUGGAAGCCGUCUUUCCAGGAGAAUAUGGUAUGCCCCAGCCCUGGUAUUUUUUCUUGAUGCCUUCCUACUGGUGUGGGAAUCAAAGAUCUAUGAUGGGAAAAGAAGAGGAAGAGGAUGAUCCUGAGAAAGUUCUAAAAACUGAGUACAUUGAGGCUGAACCUGAAGAUUUAGUAGCUGGAAUAAAGAUCAAACAUCUGUCCAAGAUGUUUAUGGUGAGGAAUAAGAAAAAAGAAGCAAUAAGAGACCUGAAUCUGAAUAUGUACGAGGGGCAAAUCACUGUUCUCCUAGGACAUAAUGGAGCAGGGAAGACAACCACCUUGUCCAUCCUCACAGGUCUUUUUCCCCCUACAAGUGGACGGGCAUAUAUCGAUGGAUAUGAGAUCUCACGUGACAUAGUUCAGAUCCGGAAGAGCCUCGGCUUAUGCCCUCAGCAUGAUGUCCUUUUUGACUACAUGACAGUGGCUGAGCACCUUUACUUCUAUGCUCAGAUGAAAGGAUUAUCUGAGCAAAAAUGUCCUGAAGAAGUCAAUCACAUCUUAAACAUUCUUGAUCUGGAGAAUAAACGCCACUCCCUUUCAAAGUCACUGAGUGGAGGCAUGAAACGCAAGGUUUCUGUUGGCAUCGCACUCAUAGGAGGCUCUAAGGUAGUGAUGCUAGAUGAGCCGACAUCAGGCAUGGACCCAGUUUCACGGAGAGCCACCUGGGAUCUCCUUCAGCAGCAGAAAAAUGACCGCACCAUUGUGCUGACCACACACUUUAUGGAUGAGGCCGACCUUUUGGGGGACCGAAUUGCUAUAAUGGCCAAGGGGGACCUGCAGUGUUGUGGUUCUUCACUUUUCCUCAAGCACAAAUAUGGUGCAGGGUAUCAUAUGAUCAUAGUGAAGGAACUUCAUUGUAAUACCAAUGACAUUUCUCGUCUGGUUUAUCACCAUAUACCAAAUGCCAUUUUGGAGAGCAACGUUGGAGCUGAAUUAUCAUUUAUCCUCCCCAAAGAGAGUGCACACCGGUUUGAAACUCUCUUUACUGAAUUGGAACUGAAGCAGAAAGAGCUAGGCAUUGCCAGCUAUGGUGCAUCUGUCACCACCAUGGAAGAAGUCUUCCUUAGAGUCGGUAAACUUGUAGAUUCAAGCAUGGAUAUCCAAGCCAUACAGCUCCCUGCCUUGCAGUACCAGCAUGAGAGGCGGGCGAGUGACUGGGCCAUGGAUAACAACCUCAGUGGAAUAAUGGAUCUCACCGACAGCAUUGGGGCCUUAAUCAAAGAAGAUUGUACUACCAUCAAAUUUAACACCAGGUUCUACCUUCACUGCCAGCAGUUCUAUGCCAUGUUCACAAAAAAGGCCUUGUACAGCUGGCGCAACUGGAAGAUACUGGUGGCACAGAUCCUUGUGCCCCUGACAUGCAUCACGUUGGCCCUCAUGGCCAUCAACUACUCUUCAUCGAUUCGGGAUGACCCCAUCUUGCAGCUAACCUUGGACCAGUAUGGUCAGACAGUUGUGCCCUUUUCCAUCUAUGGAACCUCCAAGCUGGACCAGCAGCUUUCAGAACGCUUUAAAGACAUGCUGCAGGCUGAAAAACAGGUGCCCCGGGAGGUGUUAGGUGAUUUGGAAGAGUUCCUGAUUUUUAGGGCCUCAGUGGAAGGCGAAGGCUUUAAUGAACGAUGCCUUGUGGCAGCUUCCUUCAAAGAUGUCGGGGACCAGACAGUGAUCACUGCCCUGUUCAACAACCAAGCCUACCAUUCUCCUGCCACUGCCCUGGCUGUCGUAGACAAUAUUCUCUUCAAACUUCUUUCCGGCUCUGGUGCCUCCAUUACUGUCUCCAACUACCCUCAGCCCCGAGGCACAGGCCAGGCCACAACAGAACAAGCUAAUGACGGCCACACAGGAUUUCACUUGGCUCUGAAUUUGCUCUUCAGCAUGGCUUUCUUGGCUAGUACAUUUUCCAUCCUGGCAGUCAUUGAGAGAGACAUGAAGGCAAAGCACAUCCAGUUUGUCAGUGGAGUCUAUGUCCUUCAUUUUUGGCUUUCUGCCCUACUGUGGGAUCUCCUUACCUUCCUUGUCUCCUGUUCCCUGCUGCUGGUGGUAUUCAGAGCCUUUGACGUGGAAGUUUUUACCCAGGAUAACCACCUUGCAGAUGCUUUGAUGAUCUUAAUGCUCUAUGGUUGGUCCAUCAUCCCCCUCAUGUACCUGAUGAGCUUCUUUUUUUCUGGAGCUGCAGCUGCCUAUACCAGACUUAGCAUAUUCAAUAUCCUCUCAGGCCUUGCCACUUUUCUUAUCAUCAGCAUCUUGCGCAUGCCAGGGCUAAAAUUGUUGCAACUUUCUAAAACCUUGGAUAUGGUCUUCCUGGUGUUGCCCAGUCAUAGCCUAGGGAUGUCUAUCAGCAACUUUUUUGAAAACUAUGAAACGAAGAGAUACUGUACAUCCUCUGAAAUUGCAGCCCAUAACUGCAAAAAAUUUAAUAUUAACUACCAAGAGGAUUUCUUUGCAUGGAAAGCUCCUGGGAUUGGGAAAUACAUGACUUCUAUGGCUGUUUCUGGCCUUGUUUUCCUCAUUCUUCUGUUCCUCAUUGAGACUAACUUCCUCUGGAGACUGAGAACCUUGGUCAGUAGCAUCUUUAGGACACAGAAUUGGGCACAGAUGCAUAGCCAAUCAUCAGUGAUUCCAAAAGACCAAGAUGUAGAAGAUGAGAAAAAGAAAGUCUUGGAAUCCCUCCCAGAGUUGUUACUGAAUACCCCACUGGUUAUUAAGGAACUCACAAAGGUGUACAGCCAGAGGGUGCCCUUCCUAGCUGUGGACAGAAUCUCCCUCACAGUCCAGAAGGGAGAGUGCUUUGGACUGCUGGGCUUCAAUGGAGCUGGGAAAACCACUACCUUCAAAAUGCUGACGGGGGAAGACACUAUUACCUUUGGAGAUGCCUUUGUGGAUGGCCACAGCAUCAUCACUGACAUCAAAAAGGUCCGGCAGCGAAUAGGCUACUGUCCUCAAUUCGAUGCCUUGUUGGAACACAUGACUGGACGAGAGACUCUCUUCAUGUAUGCCAGGCUACGGGGCAUCCCUGAGUGUCACAUUAGCAGCUGUGUGAAGAAUGUGCUACAGGGGCUGCUCCUGGAACCCCAUGCUGACAAACUUGUCAAGACCUACAGGUAGGCCUCUUCAUUUACU
Dromiciops gliroides (monito del monte) is the source of this 4885-nucleotide messenger RNA. Its product is annotated as phospholipid-transporting ATPase ABCA3-like. Gene Ontology annotation, cellular component: intracellular membrane-bounded organelle; membrane. The coding region runs from base 320 to 4870 and encodes 1516 amino acids. The record is from RefSeq and is a predicted model, not a curated record. Gene Ontology annotation, biological process: transmembrane transport; lipid transport. NCBI's taxonomy places the organism in Eukaryota, Metazoa, Chordata, Mammalia, Microbiotheria, Microbiotheriidae. Gene Ontology annotation, molecular function: ATP hydrolysis activity; ATP binding; lipid carrier activity. The transcript has 28 exons.